Drosophila subobscura is the source of this 1820-nucleotide messenger RNA. RefSeq names its product dihydrolipoyl dehydrogenase, mitochondrial. The transcript is spliced from 4 exons. The record is from RefSeq and is a predicted model, not a curated record. Gene Ontology annotation, cellular component: oxoglutarate dehydrogenase complex; mitochondrion. The coding region runs from base 123 to 1637 and encodes 504 amino acids. Gene Ontology annotation, molecular function: dihydrolipoyl dehydrogenase (NADH) activity; flavin adenine dinucleotide binding. Lineage: Eukaryota; Metazoa; Arthropoda; Insecta; Diptera; Drosophilidae.
UCGCGGUCACACUGCACAGACCCAAAACACAUAAAUUAGUCAGAAAUACACUUCAAAUUAGUGACUGUGUUUUAAUUUUAAUACGAACACCUAGUUAAACCCACGAAACAAGUCCCCCAGCCAUGCAGUCGACGCUACGACAAGUUGUCUCGGCGGUAGCCAAGACUCCUCUGCGGUCCAAUGCCGCCAUUCUGGGAGCUCUGAACGCCCGCUACUACUCCGCGACACAUGAAGCCGACGUUGUGGUGAUUGGCUCUGGCCCAGGCGGCUAUGUGGCUGCCAUUAAGGCAGCCCAGAUGGGAAUGACGACUGUCAGCGUCGAGAAGGAGGCCACACUGGGGGGAACUUGUCUGAACGUGGGAUGCAUUCCCUCCAAGGCGCUGCUGAACAACUCCCACUACUAUCACAUGGCCCACUCUGGUGAUCUGGCCAAUCGCGGCAUCAACUGCGGAGAGGUGUCCCUCGAUCUCGAGAAACUGAUGGGGCAGAAAACGAAUGCGGUCACAGCUCUGACUGGCGGCAUCGCGAUGCUCUUCAAGAAGAACAAAGUCACACAGCUGACGGGCUUUGGCACCAUUACCGGGCCCAACGAGGUGCAGGUGAAGAAGUCCGAUGGCACCACAGACACUAUCAAGGCCAAGAACAUUUUGAUAGCCACCGGCUCCGAGGUCACGCCCUUCCCCGGCAUCACGAUCGACGAAGAGGUUAUUGUGAGCAGCACUGGAGCCCUGAAGUUGGCCAAGGUGCCCAAGCAUCUUGUUGUGAUCGGUGCCGGAGUCAUUGGGCUGGAGUUGGGAUCAGUGUGGUCGCGCCUUGGCGCUGAGGUCACUGCCGUUGAGUUCAUGGACACCAUUGGCGGCGUGGGCAUUGACAACGAGGUCUCCAAGACCUUCCAGAAGGUGCUCGUCAAGCAGGGACUCAAGUUCAAGCUGGGCACCAAGGUCACGGGCGCCACCCGCAGCGGCGACAACGUCACCGUCUCCGUGGAGAAUGCCAAGUCUGGCGAGAAGGAGGAUAUAGAGUGCGAUGCUCUGCUGGUCAGUGUGGGACGUCGCCCCUACACCGAGGGACUGGGACUGGAGUCAGUGGGCAUUGUCAAGGAUGAUCGCGGACGCAUUCCCGUGAAUGCCACCUUCCAGACGGUGGUGCCCAGCAUCUACGCCAUCGGCGAUUGCAUUCACGGACCUAUGUUGGCCCACAAGGCUGAGGACGAGGGUCUGAUCACCAUCGAGGGCAUCAAUGGCGGCCACGUGCACAUCGACUACAACUGCGUGCCCAGCGUUGUGUACACCCAUCCCGAGGUGGCGUGGGUCGGCAAGUCCGAGGAGAACUUGAAGCAAGAGGGUGUGGCCUACAAAGUGGGCAAGUUCCCAUUCCUGGCCAACUCGCGUGCCAAGACCAACAACGAGACCGACGGCUUUGUCAAGGUCUUGGCCGAUAAGGCAACGGAUCGCGUGCUGGGCACGCACAUCAUUGGACCCGCUGCCGGUGAGCUGAUCAAUGAGGCUGUCCUAGCCAUGGAGUAUGGAGCGUCUGCCGAGGAUAUUGCCCGUGUCUGCCAUGCGCAUCCAACCUGCUCCGAAGCGUUGCGUGAGGCCAAUGUGGCGGCCGCCUUUGGCAAGCCCAUCAACUUCUAAGGCCAAUUCCUCAUCCCACAGCUUGAAGGUGGAAGAACUGCACUGCGUUUGGGAACAACAAAGCCCGACCUUAUUCGAAAGCUAUUUGAAAGAACCGAAAGUCUCCGCCUAUCUGUAAUUCUCAAUGUUGUAAAAGUAAAAUGGAAACCAUAAAUAUUGAAAUUGCGCACAGCGUUUUAUGCA